Daucus carota subsp. sativus is the source of this 1051-nucleotide messenger RNA. RefSeq names its product thylakoid lumenal protein TL20.3, chloroplastic. Bases 100 to 912 code for a protein of 270 amino acids. Lineage: Eukaryota; Viridiplantae; Streptophyta; Magnoliopsida; Apiales; Apiaceae. The record is from RefSeq and is a predicted model, not a curated record. The transcript is spliced from 7 exons.
GCGUGUGCUGAUUCUGACCAGUCAUCCACCAUCUCUCAGAAUCUUCACUCUUUUAUCCAUUUCAGAUAUACUCAACAAAAUCCAACAGACCCUUUAAAAAUGGCACUCACUUCAAUCUCUCUUCUUCCGAUCAAGCCCAUAAACAACAACCCUACGUGCUGUUAUUCUUGUUGCUCUAAUAAUACUAGGUCUAGCACUAUACUUUCCAAGUCCACUGCUGCACUUUCCAAAUUGCAACCUCAAAAACAUGCAACAGAACCAAAGAAAUGGAGAGGUCUGGUUUCGACUGCAUUGGCGGCUGCUGUGAUUGCAUUUAGCUCUGAUUUUUCGGCUUUGGCAGAUCUUAAUAAGUUUGAAGCUGAUAUACGAGGGGAAUUCGGGAUAGGGUCUGCUGCACAAUAUGGUUCUGCUGAUCUCAGGAAGGCUGUGCACACAAAUGAAAAUUUCAGGAGAGCAAAUUUUACAUCUGCUGAUAUGAGGGAAUCAGAUUUCAGUGGAUCAACAUUCAAUGGUGCAUAUAUGGAAAAGGCUGUUGCAUAUAAAGCAAAUUUCAGCGGUGCAGAUUUGAGUGAUACAUUGAUGGAUCGCAUGGUUCUUAAUGAAGCUAAUCUAAAAGAUGCGGUACUUGUUAGAUCUGUUCUCACUCGUAGUGACCUCGGAGGUGCUCUUAUUGAAGGUGCAGACUUUAGUGACGCUGUUUUGGACCUGCUUCAGAAACAGGCACUCUGCAAGUACGCGAGUGGGACAAAUCCAACAACAGGAGUUAGCACCAGAACAAGUUUAGGGUGUGGAAACAGUCGACGUAAUGCUUAUGGAACCCCAUCUUCUCCUCUGCUAAGUGCUCCAGCUCCUAAGCUGCUUGACCGAGAUGGAUUCUGCGAUCCUGCUAGUGGUCUUUGUGAUGCGAAAUGAGUGGCUUGCAGAAGAUAAACAUGACAUACAUCUUUAAGCUCUAGUUAUAAAUAUUAUGCUUGUAAAGACUGGACUUAUGUAACAUGAAAUGUAAUGUUGCGGAAUGAGGAAUGGAUACAAAGAGUUUGAUACAUGAAAA